This is a messenger RNA of Anopheles maculipalpis, 1078 nucleotides long. It is a transcript of the gene Nf-YA, whose product is annotated as nuclear transcription factor Y subunit alpha. Bases 1 to 1065 code for a protein of 354 amino acids. The transcript has a single exon. The record is from RefSeq and is a predicted model, not a curated record. Gene Ontology annotation, molecular function: DNA-binding transcription factor activity, RNA polymerase II-specific; RNA polymerase II cis-regulatory region sequence-specific DNA binding. Gene Ontology annotation, biological process: regulation of transcription by RNA polymerase II. Gene Ontology annotation, cellular component: CCAAT-binding factor complex. NCBI's taxonomy places the organism in Eukaryota, Metazoa, Arthropoda, Insecta, Diptera, Culicidae.
AUGCUAGCGAUGAAUAACGCAGCUAAUACGUUCGGUGGGAUCACCUUCUCCGAUAUGACCGGAGCCACGGGGCCAGGCACGGGUGGCCUGCAACUGGUGCAGCUAAGCCAAGUCAUGCCAGACCCAAACUCGCAGCAGCUCUUUAUGCAAAGCCUGCAGCAGCAGAUAAACGGAGGUGCCCCUGCCAUACAAGUCAUACCGAUCGGAGCUCUACCGCAGCAAACGGUAGCCUUGGCGCAAGGUCCUCCACCCGGCACCACAAUACAAGCCGCUCCACAGCAGCAACAAUUUGUACAGUACACACUCGAUGGACAGACACUGCUGUACCAAGCAUUUCCCACCCCGGAAACCGCAUAUCAGAGCGUCAAUCUGCCGAUCGUACAGCUGCCAGCCACCCAAACGAUAGGAACCGCGGGUACGGUUCCUACAUACGGGAACAUUGCCAACUUGCAAGGUGCUCCGGUCACAUUCACGCAGAUUCCAACGCUCACACACCAAGCCAUUCCUCAACAUCAUCCACAGCAGCAUCUGCACCAGCACCAUCAGCAACUACAAACUGCGGCAACGAUCGAUGCGAGUGCAUUCCAGAACAUUGUCACUGCACCACUCACCAUUACACCUACCGCCACCGUUGUGCCGGUUUCGCAACCACAAAUCCCGAUGACUACACCGAUGACCACAGUCACUAUUGCACAACCCCAGCCUCAAGUAGGUGUUGGAGUCGGUAUGGCCAGUACCAGCAGUAACGCCAGCAGCAGCAGCAGCGGCAACAUCAACAGCACCGUUACACCAACAGCCAGCACUAGCGGACACAUCUCCAUCGCCACGGAGUAUACUCCAACUGUCGUUGCAACGGCUUCUGGUUCAGGCACGGAGAUGGAGCAAGAACCACUGUACGUUAAUGCCAAGCAGUAUAAGCGCAUCUUGAAGCGACGACAGGCUCGAGCCAAGCUAGAAGCGAUGGGCAGGAUACCGAAACAGCGGCCAAAAUAUCUCCACGAAUCACGCCACCGACAUGCGAUGAAUCGGGUCCGUGGUGAAGGUGGUCGGUUCCAUUCGAAAUGAGAUGUGGUGCGAU